Galdieria sulphuraria is the source of this 1220-nucleotide messenger RNA. Its product is annotated as nucleic acid binding protein. The record is from RefSeq and is a predicted model, not a curated record. The coding region runs from base 4 to 1185 and encodes 393 amino acids. Gene Ontology annotation, molecular function: nucleic acid binding. NCBI's taxonomy places the organism in Eukaryota, Rhodophyta, Bangiophyceae, Galdieriales, Galdieriaceae. The transcript has 2 exons.
UAAAUGGACCACACAACAUCAGAAGAGUUUUUAGACCCUUUUAUUCUUUCAGUUUUGCAAAAUAAUAAGAACCGCGAUACUUUGAAAAAGCUGGAGGAAACCCUUAACCAGUUUGUAAAGAAUAGUGAGUUGCGACGUUUGGAGUUUCCCCCUAAGACUGCGUUCCAAAGAAGAAUCAUUCAUAGAGUCGCUUUACGCUAUGGUUUGGAUAACUUGUUGUUGGCAGCAGAGAAUAAUGGAACUAAUAGUGACAAGAGGCGUCUAGUUUUGUUAAAGACAGAACAAACCAAGAUACCGAAUGUUUUGUUGUCAGAUUGGGAAAAUUCAGUUGCAAAGAGGGAAGUUGCAAAUGAAUCACGGCAAACUCCAACAGAGAAUACUAACAGCAAGCCCUUUUUCUUGAAGCGUAAUGUACAACAAGGAGCACAGCGAACUUUUCAUCGUUCGUCUUCUUGUGUUGGACUCGAGGCAGGAAUAGGAAACGUUAUUCGUGGAGUAACAGAAGAAGAAUAUCAGAAAGCCAGAGCAAGAAUAUUCAACAAUAGCGUUGCUUCUCAUUGUUCUCAAACACAACAAAUUGGCACAAAAACGGAUAUUUCAAAAGAAACGAAGUGGCUUCACUCUCCAAGUACUCCAACUCAUACUUUGCAACCGCUUGUAGAAGCCCAAGAUACUUCAGUUAUGGAAGAUAAUUGGGUGGCUUUUGUUGAGGAGAAGGAAACUGAAAAUGACGUUUAUGAUCCUGAUUUUGAUAGGAGCUAUAGCAGAUGGGGUGCAACGAUACCUUCAUCGACUUGCUCUCAUAUUAAUGGAAAUCCCAAUUUAACACAAUCGUAUCUUCAUUCAACUCAAUUGAGACCAGCUGUAAUCGGUAACUAUAUGAACAACAAUCAAUACACAUUGACUAGUAAAACUCAGAAUGUAUCCUACGGACCAAUGAAAGGCGCAGAGUCUUCUUCUUCAAGAGUGCCUCGAAAUAACUUACAUGAACAUUCUUUUGCGUCCUCCUAUCCCGCUCUACAGUUUCCUAGUUAUCAGUUACAUUGCAGUUUUGGUGAUUCUUCACAAAUAGUGGGUUAUGUACCCAAUAACUCAGUUUCAACAACUUCAAAUGAUACAUCCAUCUAUUUAUCGAAUGAUCCUUCUUCCUAUAUUCAUGAAUUUCCUCCACUGGGUCGUACUUAAAACAUAUAUAUAUAUAUAUAUAUAUCAUAUAUGUG